Mytilus californianus (California mussel) is the source of this 645-nucleotide messenger RNA. RefSeq names its product probable methyltransferase-like protein 24. The transcript has 4 exons. The record is from RefSeq and is a predicted model, not a curated record. The coding region runs from base 1 to 645 and encodes 214 amino acids. NCBI's taxonomy places the organism in Eukaryota, Metazoa, Mollusca, Bivalvia, Mytilida, Mytilidae.
AUGUCUUUACAUCAUCAUGGUAGAUAUCUGACAUCAAUACAAAUACAUUGUAAGGAAGUAAUACGGUUAGGUUAUAUUACCGACGGAGGAUGGAACGUAUGUCAUGACAAAAAAUACAGGCCAUCCUACCCUUGUUUGGUAUAUUCAUUUGGCAUAUACUGGGAUUUUAGUUUUGAUGAUGCCGUGGCAGAAACGUAUGACUGUGAAACUCACUCUUUUGAUCCAAGUAUGAACACUACAGAUUUUAAACGGGGAAAUUUCAUAUGGUUUCACAACCUUGGCUUGUCUGAUCAUUCAGGAAUAUAUGAAAAAAAUAAAUGGAAUAUACUGACUCUUAAAGAUAUCCUUACAGAACUGAAUCAUACCUCGAAAACUUUGGAUAUUUUAAAAAUGGAUAUAGAGUCUAUGGAAUGGCAAUCUCUACUAAAUAUGAUAAAAACUGGUACGCUAAGAAAUAUAAGACAACUGUAUGUAGAAUUCCAUGGAUCUACUGCAUCAUUACAAUAUCUUCAAACAUUAAGAGGCAUAUAUAAUGAAGGAUAUAGAAUUUAUUGGUAUCACAGAAAUCCCGCAAAGAUCAAUAUACAGAAAGGAAAAUUUGUAGAAAACAGUAGUUGUUAUGAAAUAUAUUUUCUUAAAAUAUGA